Molecule: messenger RNA, 3942 nt
Organism: Panthera uncia (snow leopard)
Lineage: Eukaryota; Metazoa; Chordata; Mammalia; Carnivora; Felidae
Gene: CENPQ
Product: centromere protein Q
Exons: 10
Coding region: 2123-2926 (267 amino acids)
Source: RefSeq, a predicted model, not a curated record
UAUUCUAGUUCCUUUACAAUUAGCCCAAAAGUGAUAGAAAAUUAUGACAGUUCUUUAUUGAAUUCUUACUAUGUUCUACGCAUUUUACGUAUUCUGUACAAAAUUUUAGCUUCACAAAAACCUUUAAUGUUGGUGCUUUUUAACCUUAACCCAUUUUACCAGUGGGGAAAUUGAACAACUUUACUUGCCUAAAAUUGUACAGCUAGUUAAAUGGCAGAGUCAAGAUUGGGAACUAGGCCAUUUAUCCUUAUCCCUGACUUGCUCUUGGCAGUGGUUCUCAAUCUGAUGUCCAUUCCCACCAGGGGACAGUUUUAGUUGUCACAACUUGAGGGGCUGCAAAGAAAGGGUGCUUGCAAGUAGAGACCAUAACUGCUGCUAAACAUCUUACAAUGCAUCUCCCACAACAAAGAGUUACCUAACCAUCCAAAAUGUUGAUAGUGCGGAGGUUGAGAAACUUUUUGCGCUAUGGUUUAGUGCCUCAAAUAGGUAUCGAUGAAAAUGGUGCAUCUCCUCUUGCCAGUAGUCAAAGACCAACUUUUAUUUAUUUAUUUAUUUAUUUAUUUAUUUACUUUUAAUCUGUCACAACUGAUUCUUUUGUACAGUACAACCCAAAAUUAAUUACUAGUCAAACCCGUAGAGUAUAUAACACCAAGAAUGAAUGCUAGUAAACUUUGGGUGAUAUGAUAUAUCAGUGGAAGUUCAUGAAUUGUAGCAAAUGUACCACUCGGGUGUGGGAUGUUGGUAGUGGAAGAGGCUGGGGGUAGUGAGUGGUUACAGAGGGUAUAUGGGUACUCUACAUACUUGCUGCUUAAUUUUGCUGUGAACCUAAAACGUCUCUAAAAAAGAAAGUGGUGUUUGUUUGUUUGUUUGUUUGUUUUUAAUAAAUUACUGGGAAAAUGACAUUUAAAAAGAAAAAACAGCCAAUUAUUUUAUAAUCAAGUUCAGCAUACAUAAAAUUGUUGCCAAAUUGCAAUAAAAGUUUCUAAAGGGAUACUGUCAGUUUCUAUAUUUAAAAGGACUGUCACAGUUUGUGAGUUAAAUUUGGAGUAGCAGUAAAUUGUAUGUUCUUGAAUAAAGAAUAUCAAGAAAAAUUGAUAAACAGAACCAAACUAUACAUAAGUGCCAGCUGAAAGUUAGAGACCAUAAGAGCCCACAGACUUUUAGAGUGGAGUGGUGUGGUUAGGAGGCAUGGAGAACAGGUGGUUCAUGCUCUGGGAGGGUGGACGGAGGCAAGCGAGCAGCUCAGGUAGAGGGCAUAGUGCAUGCAUACUCAAAGUGUGUUCAGGAAAUCCUCAAAUGUACUAGAGAGAGAGAGUCUUACAAGGAGUAGUGGGAGAAAAAUAUGGAGCUAGGCAGGGCUAGAUUGUUCAGGACUGUAAAUGGCAUGGUAAAGAGUUUGGGUGUGGUAUGCUAGGUAUUGGGGAAGGAUUUUUUUUUUUUUUUAACUUGAGAAAAUAAUUUAUUUUGUUCCAGAAUUUGGGAUCAGAAACAACUUGGUAGGACUGACUCAUAUCUUUUCCAUACAGGAUCAGCUGCGGCAUAUUGAUUGGCUCAGGUACAUGCCAGGCUGGCAAGUUGGUGCUGGCUGCUUGUUGGGAGUUCAGCUGGGGAUUUUGCCUGGGGCUUCAGUUCCUCCCCAUGUUAGCCUUCCUUAUAGCAUGGUAGCUGGGUUCCUAGACCAAAUAUCCUAAACAUGAUGAAGUUGAAGCUGCUAUUCUUUCCAUGUUUAGGCCAGGAAACUGGUACAGAAUCAUUUCCACCGUAUUCUAUUGUUCAAACAGUAGAAUGCCAGGAUUUAAGAUAAGGGAACAUAGACUCCAUCUCUCAAUAAUUGGAGUGAGAAGGAAUUUGCACCAUUUUUGACCUAUCGGAUGAAAUUGAAGGUUUGGCAAUCCUGCAUCAGCAAGUCUUUUGACUCCAUUUUUCCAACAACAUUUGCUCACUUCCUGUCUCUGUUACAUUUUGGGAAUUCUUGGAAUAUUUCAAACUUUUCCACUAUUAUGAUAUUUGUUUUGGUGAUCAGUGAUUGACUUGCUGAAUGUUCAGAUGAUGGUUAGCAUUUUUCAGCCAUAAAGUAUGUUUUAAUUAAGACUUUUUGUUAUGAUUGUUCUGUUUAAUCAAGAUGUCUAACAAAGCAGGGGCUUCCAAGAAAAGAUCUCAACAGUUAAAAAAAAACCCAAAACGAAAAACUGAUGAUGAAGAAGUGGAGUUACCAGAGAGAAAGGUUAGAAACACAGCAAAAAAUAAAAAUCCAAAGCAUCUGCCUUCUGAAGUAACAGGACAAACAGAGCAUACUAAUCUAAAACGGGUAAAGGUAGCAUUCAACAAGAGAAAAACCUGGCAGCCUCUUUCAAAGAGGAGCAGAGAGCAUUUACAAGCUAUGAUGGAAUCAGUAAUAAUAACAAUUUUGAGUAACAAUAUUAGAGAACAUGAACAAGUUCAGUAUCAUCUUAACUAUCUAAAGAAAAGAUUGCUACAACUGUGUGAAAAUCUUAAAGUCCCUCCCAAAAAGCUGAAAGAUUUAACUAAUGUGUCAAGUCUACUGAAAAUGGAAAGGGCAGAGCACAGAGCUAAUGAAGAAGGUCUGGCAUUAUUGCAGGAGGAAAUAGAUAAAAUACUAGAGACCAUAGAGUCAAUGACUGGGAGUAUUCACAGCCUAAAGAACAAAAUUCAAAUUCUGACAAGUGAGGUGGAAGAAGAGGAAGAGAAAGUAAAACAGAAAUUUCAGAUAGAUAGUGGGGUACUCUGUCUUCCAGAACUUUCUCAGAAGAGUCUCAAAGCUCCCACACUUCAGAAAGAAAUUCUGACGUUAAUUCCAAACCAUAAUGCUCUUCUGAAGGACUUGGAUGUUCUCCAUAAUUCAUCCCAGAUGAAAAAUAUGUUAACUUUCAUUGAAGAAGCCUAUAAGAGACUGGAUGCCUCUUAAUGAGGUUUUUUUUUUUUUAGACUGGUCCAUAUUAAUUUAAUGUCUAUGAAUUUAUAAAACUGUUACUUGUGAUGAUAUUGCAGAGGGUGAGUCUUCUUCAGGAUGUAUUUCCAAUGCACACUUAAAAUUAGCCUUAUAGAUCUGUUAGCAUCUAAUGUCCUAAAAACUGUUUUGAGUAGUUGCCAAAACUGGGAACUCACAUUUCUGUUGCUGUAUCUCUGGUUAUUUGCCUGAAGCCAUGAAACAAGGAACAGUCACAAUCUAAUGAUUUACAGUGACUGAAUUGAACUCAUUUAUUGGCUAGUGCAGUGGAAAUGUGGUACUGUCAUAUAUAAGGUGUGUGUAGUAGCUGGUACAUAGAAACACAAUUGUUUGCUAGCAUUAUUAUCCUUUAGCUCAUGACUUGCAUUUUCUGUGUGGUUAUCUGGAACUUGAGAAAUCCCGAAAUGCCUUAAUUCUUUUACAUAACUCCCUGGAGUUUUGUGGCAUAAUUAAGAUUUGCCAGGUGUCUUUGCCUUUGGAGGUAGCAUGACCAUAUUUCUUUGGUUGGGUUAUUGACUAGAUGUAGAAUAUUUUCCACUGUCAUCAAAGCAUACUUUAUCUAAAAGAAACCUAAGCACAUUUAUCCCUUAAAAGAAAAAUCAAACAAAAAACCCUUUCUAUAAACCUUUUCUCAUUGUAGUAAUAAGUAUAUGUGUGUGUGUGUAUAUAUAUAUAUAUAUAUAUAUAUAUAUGAGUAAAUUAUCAUUUGAAUAUAUUAAAAGUCUUUUCUGUACACUACAGUAUAUUGUCUGAUUUGCUUUUAUUUAUUUGUAAAAUAAAAUAACAAAUAAAUGUAAUUUCUUGGGGCACCUGGAUGGCUCAGUUGUUUCAGUGUCCGACUUUGGCUCAGGUCAUAAUCUCACAGCUCAUGACUUUGAGCCCCACAUAGGGCUCUGUGCUGACAGUUCAGAGGCUGGAGCCUGCUUCACAUUCUGUGUCUCCCUCUCUCUCUGCCCCUUUCCCACUCAUGCUCU